AUGUCGCAAGCAACAAUCCCAUCGCCUGCCGCGCAGGAGCAGGGCUACCUCGCCAAAGCCAAGCAAGUGGUCCCCCGCUUCACCAGUGAAGAGAAACGCAACCUCGUGUUCUACAUCACCGGCAUCAUGCUGUACAAGUUCGGCCUCGAGUCCUUCAACGGAACCAUCAAGGCUCUCGCUCUGGAGCGGUUAGCCAAGAGCGAGAAAUUCACCAUGACCGGAUACCUCGACGGGUUCAACCAAGCCCUGCAGUGCGUCGGGUCUAUCGUCGUUGCGCCGCUGCUUGUGCGGUUCCCGAUUCGAGCGAUCUUGGCGUUUGCGAUCGCGUGCUUUGCAGUUAUCUCGUGUAUUCCGAUGAUCAUCGAGGGUGCGACAGGGGGCAAGGCUCCGCAAUGGACCGACGAUGGCAAGGCGGUGGUUGGAGCCUGGAACCCAAGGAUCGUUGUGCCAAUCUUUGCAAUCUCUGGGCUUACGCACGGCAUGGUGGAGAUUAUUCGAAGGAUCAUCCCGCGUGACAUGGUGGGUGGGAACGUUAUGAAGCUGAAGAGAAUGGACUCGAUGGUGCAUAUCUUCUACGAGGUUGCCGGUACCGGGGGAGCGUUCUUCGCUACCUUCAUGGCUCUGAAUCUGGGCAAGGCUUUUGCGCCCAUCACCACGCCAUUCUGUUUCGUCGGCGCCGCGCUCCUUUGGUCGCGGAUCAAGGUCACCAGCGAGGAAGCCCAGCAGCUCAGCGACGUCCCUGACGGAGCACACGGUGGUGUCAUCUCGGGCAUUUUGGGCGCCUUCGCCUCGUUCGGCACAUCAGUCGCGUUCGGCGCUAAAAUCAUCUUCACCGACCGUCGGUUCACAUGGUUGAUCUUCGGCUACUCCAUCCCCCUCGUCCUGCACCGAUACAUCGAGAACGGUGUCGCCGCCAACUACGCCCAGCUCGUGCUCGGCGAGGCUUCCUACGGUCCGCUGAUCGUUGGUGGAUCCAACUUUGGCGAGCUCUGUGGUGCGUUCUUCGUUUUCCUCUUCACAAGCACCAUCAAGACCCCUCUGCCCUGGUUACGUCUCGAUGCCCUCACACUCUCGAUCGCGUGGGUGUACUCCGCGAUCACACCUACCGGCCUCGGCAUCACCCCGCUCGCGACCGCUUGGGUGCUCGCUGCCAUCAUGGUCACCAUCUCCUUCGGUUGGGCCGCUGGUGACGUGUCCCUCUCCGCGUUCAUCCAAUCCCACGUUAGCAAAUCAGCCCACAACCGCAAAACAUCCACCCUCGGCGCCGUCAUGUCCUUCUUGUAUGUCACGUAUAUUGUGAUCUACGCCGUUAUCUCCCCCGUGAUCGGAAACUGGCUCGACUCGAUGAAGGCCGACAAGAUCCACCAGCAAGAGGAGUACCUCAAGUGGAUCCCCGGUGUUAUGUUCACCUGCACCGGUGUCAUUAUCUUUGCGUCGACGUUCUGGCCAAAGGGUUCUUUCGCGUUCAACCCCACCUUGGAGGACGAGUACCCUGAGAACGAAGCGGAGGCAGUUCAACACGAGGAGGUGGAUGACAAGAAGAAGCAGCCGGUCAACGUUAUGGAGGAGCUUAUGUAG
Fimicolochytrium jonesii is the source of this 1578-nucleotide messenger RNA. RefSeq lists its product as uncharacterized. The record is from RefSeq and is a predicted model, not a curated record. Lineage: Eukaryota; Fungi; Chytridiomycota; Chytridiomycetes; Spizellomycetales; Powellomycetaceae. The transcript is spliced from 3 exons. Bases 1 to 1578 code for a protein of 525 amino acids.